Messenger RNA from Trematomus bernacchii (emerald rockcod), 3129 nucleotides. It is a transcript of the gene p4ha2, whose product is annotated as procollagen-proline, 2-oxoglutarate 4-dioxygenase (proline 4-hydroxylase), alpha polypeptide 2. Gene Ontology annotation, molecular function: procollagen-proline 4-dioxygenase activity; L-ascorbic acid binding; protein binding. Gene Ontology annotation, cellular component: endoplasmic reticulum. Bases 311 to 1984 code for a protein of 557 amino acids. Lineage: Eukaryota; Metazoa; Chordata; Actinopteri; Perciformes; Nototheniidae. Gene Ontology annotation, biological process: peptidyl-proline hydroxylation to 4-hydroxy-L-proline. The transcript is spliced from 16 exons. The record is from RefSeq and is a predicted model, not a curated record.
AAACAUAGCUAGAACUUUGUGGGAGAGCAUCUCAGUGACAGUUACUUUACAUGACAUUGUUGAAUACUUACUCACUUCUUUAACGCGGACGGUUACACGAAUUUUUUAAUGUUGGCGCAGUAGGAUACAUUUUUAGCAUAGCCUACAGUCCAGGCUGUUUUGCACAGGCUGCAAAGACAUACAUGAGACCCGAUUCCGAAAGAGCUGAAAGUCUCGGGGAUUUCUAGAAACAACGAUCUGACGUCCCGGUGACGGCUACUAUCCAGCUGUGAGCAGAGUCGGGGUCUGCAAGGUUAUAGAAAGAGACAGAAUGAGGAAGUUCCUGUCUUUCGUCCUCUGCGCUCUGCUCUGCUGCUGCUGGACAACACAGGCAGAGAUCUUCACUUCCAUAAGCCAAAUGACGGACCUGAUCUACACGGAGAAAGAGUUGGUCCAGUCUCUGAGUGAAUACAUAAAAGCAGAGGAGUCCAAACUUUCUGCCAUCAAAAGCUGGGCCAACAAACUGGAGGCUCUGACCAGAUUGUCCACCUCAGACCCAGAGGGAUACCUGGCCCACCCAGUGAACGCCUACAAACUGAUGAAGAGGCUCAACACAGAGUGGUCCGAGCUGGAGACCCUGGUGCUGCAGAACCCCUCUGAAGGGUUCAUUUCCAACAUGUCCAUACACAGGCAGUUCUUCCCAGAUGAGGAGGAUGAGAAGGGUGCAGCCAAGGCGCUGAUGCGUCUUCAGGACACGUACCAACUGGAUUCUGAGGCCUUCUCCAAAGGAAAGCUGCCAGGUAUUCACUCCAAUGUCAUGCUGACAGUGGAGGACUGCUUCGAUAUGGGGAAGACGGCGUAUAAUGACGCAGACUAUUACCAUUCUGUGCUGUGGAUGCAGCAGUCCCUAAAGCAGCUGGAUGCUGCGGAGGAAACAGAGGUUGCCAAGGGCGACAUAUUGGACUACCUCAGCUACUCUGUUUACCAAAUGGGAGACCUACCUCGAGCCAUUGAGCUGACACGGCGACUGGUGGCUAUUGAUCCCAGCCACCAGAGGGCAGGAGGAAACCUGCGUUAUUUUGAGGGCUUGCUUACCAAGCAGCUUAGCGAGCUGAACCAGGAGGACUACCCGCCGCCCUCUGAGGAGCCCAUCCAACUGGGAACCUACACCAGACCCAAAGACCACCUCCCAGAGAGAGACGUCUACGAAGCUCUCUGCAGAGGAGAGGGGCUCGGAAUGAAUGACGUGAGGCGCAGCCGCUUGUACUGCCGCUACCAGGAUAGAAACAGGAACCCUCGUCUCCUGCUGAAGCCCAUGAAAGAGGAGGAUGAGUGGGACAGCCCCCGCAUCGUACGCUACCUGGAGGUCCUGUCACACGAGGAGACUGAGAGGAUUAAGCAGCUGGCCAAACCCAGGCUUGCCAGAGCUACUGUCCGUGACCCCAAAACAGGCGUCCUGACCACAGCCAACUACAGAGUGUCCAAAAGUGCAUGGUUAGAAGAGGAAGAUGACCCUGUCAUUGCCAGAGUCAACCAGAGAAUAGAAGACAUCACAGGCCUCGAAGUAGACACUGCAGAGUUACUACAGGUCGCUAACUAUGGAGUUGGAGGACAGUACGAGCCACACUAUGACUUCUCAAGGCCUCCUUUUGACAAGAAUCCCGACGGAAAUAGACUUGCUACAUUCCUAAACUACAAAGAUGAGCCUGAUGCUUUCAAAAGAUUAGGCACUGGAAAUCGUGUGGCAACUUUUUUAAAUUACAUGAGCGACGUGGAGGCAGGAGGAGCCACCGUCUUCCCUGACUUUGGAGCAGCUAUCAGGCCUAGAAAGGGGACGGCAGUGUUUUGGUACAAUCUGUUCAAGAGUGGGGAGGGAGACUAUAGGACCAGGCAUGCAGCCUGUCCCGUCUUAGUAGGAAGUAAAUGGGUGUCAAAUAAGUGGAUCCACGAGCGAGGACAAGAGUUCAGGAGACCCUGUGGCCUGACAGAAGUGGACCAAAGUUAAACACACACUUAACAAACGUGCAAAAACACAUGCACUGUAAACACACCCUCAGUAGUGCCUUCAUUCGGUAAAUUAUUGAAUUACCCAUAGACACAUAAUUCAACACCUGGCGCUCUCUGCCUCAACUUGUCUACAUCGUAAAUGUUUUAUGAGGAAAUGAUAUCAGCCUGACGUGCGAAGAGGUACAAAACACAUGUACUCCCACACCUUCCCCACUAAAGCGAAUUAGGAAUAGGGUAACGUGUGAAUUGUAAAUCGAUUUCCUUUAUCAAAACAAAACACAGAACUAUGUCAGUGCAAUGAUGGUUUGCCAAUGUACACCCACUGUACAGUCACUAAUAUCUUAGUAUAUUUUAUUAAGUUAUUAGCAGUUCCAAAUAUGAGUUCUCUACCAAAUCUUUUGUACUGAUACCAAAAAACAAAUACUAAUGUUUUACGUUGUAAUCCUCCAUACUGCUCCAUUUACACAAUAAGAAGAUUUGUCUAACCCCUAAAAAUGAAAAGCCCUUAUUUAUGUACCUAAUAUCCUAGCUUUUAAAAACAUACAUCAAAACAUACAGUUGGUGUGUUGAAGGCCUUACUAAAAUGAUUUCAGAGCAAAUGAUUGAGGUUUCAAUGUGAUAGAUUAUUUAUUAAAGGGAAAUAAUGAAUUCAUUUUCACGUAUUUCUGAAAAGAUUGCCAAAUCUGAGUCGAGAAAAGUGACCUUUCAAUGAUUUAGUGACUCUUUUACCCAACUGUAGACUCUGUACUACAUUCAGACAUUAAAAAACCAGACACCAGAGUUGAUGGAUGCAAAGAAAAGGUAUCGGCUCUAUUUGAAGGUUUAAUAAGGAAACAUUUAAAGAAAAACAAACUAUUUACCUACAGUAUACUACUUUCAUUUUGUAGACAUAAAUAGGCUUUACUCUAUCUUCAUUUACACAUAUACUUGAUUACAUUCUUCUGACACUCUGUUUGUUAUAGUUUGCAUCUAAAGGGUAAAGGGUUUUAUUUAUCUUUAAACCUGAAAGAGAAACAUUUCCUCCAUAACAUUUCCGUGAUGUUUUAUUUAUGUAGUGUUUAAAUUAUUUCACUGUUGCAUGUUGUGCUCUUUGGUCAAGCUGGCAAACAAGCAAGUCUAAAUAAACUGUGUCUUUUAUUAAAA